This is a messenger RNA of Alligator sinensis (Chinese alligator), 855 nucleotides long. RefSeq names its product even-skipped homeobox 2 (gene EVX2). NCBI's taxonomy places the organism in Eukaryota, Metazoa, Chordata, Crocodylia, Alligatoridae. The transcript is spliced from 3 exons. Gene Ontology annotation, molecular function: DNA-binding transcription factor activity, RNA polymerase II-specific; RNA polymerase II cis-regulatory region sequence-specific DNA binding. The record is from RefSeq and is a predicted model, not a curated record. Gene Ontology annotation, cellular component: nucleus. Bases 1 to 855 code for a protein of 284 amino acids. Gene Ontology annotation, biological process: regulation of transcription by RNA polymerase II.
AUGAUGGAAAGAAUAAGAAAAGAGAUGAUUCUGAUGGAAAGAGGGCUGCACAGUCCUACAGCUGGCAAAAGGCUCGCGAAUUUGUCAGACUCAGCUGGAAAUGCGGUGCUGGAGGCCCUUGAAAAUUCUCAACACAGUGGUCGCCUCAGCCCUAGACUAACUUCCGCCUCUCUGCAUAGCACUAUAGGGGACAUCCCUGCCAAAGGCAAAUUUGAAAUAGACACUUUAUUCAAUCUUCAGCAUCAGAACACAGAGAGCAGCGUCUCCUCCGAAAUCCCUUCGUCUGAGAGCAGGAAGAAAAUUAGCCAUUAUUCAGAAGUUGCUCAAGAGGCAGAUAUGAACAGUGAUGUGGAGGUGGGCUGUUCAGCUCUCCGCUCCCCAACCAGCCUGAGUUCCUCCCAGCUGAAGGAAAACAAUAACAAAGGCUAUUCAGAGAGCAGCUCGGCUCCCAGUACCACCACCGCCUCCUCCUCCUCCUCCUCCUCCUCCUCCUCCUCCGGCUCCAGCAUAACCAACCUGCACAGCAGCAACGCACUGGGCAGCUCAGGCUCGGGGGCAGACCAGGUGAGGAGGUACCGCACCGCCUUCACGCGGGAGCAGAUCGCGCGGCUGGAGAAGGAGUUCUACCGGGAGAACUAUGUGUCUCGGCCCCGGCGCUGCGAGCUGGCGGCCGCGCUCAACCUCCCCGAGACCACCAUCAAGCUCUUUGCUGAAGAACAAGAGAGACUACUACAGGUCAAUCGCAUCUUACGCGGGGGUUAUGUUCUAAAGGCAGCGCGUAAGGCGAAAAUCGCGUAUAGUAAAAUCGCGUAUUACCAUGCCAGCGGUGACUGUACCUUUUCUGUGUGCAAAUGA